AGGCGCGGUGCUGAGAUGUCUCUGAAGCACCAAAUGUCACCACCUCGACUGCGGCCCUCGGGGGACAAUUGUGUCCUGCCACACCCAAUGUCACCUGCAGCCCCGCCACGGUCGGGCCCGGCAGGGGACUACAACUCCCGGCGUUCCCUGUGGCGAGGGGACUACAACUCCCGGCGUUCUCUGUGGCGAGGGGACUACAACUCCCGGCGUUCCCUGUGGCGAGGGGACUACAACUCCCGGCGUUCUCUGUGGCGGAGGGAUACGCCUGUCCGGUGUGGCGGGCGCUCCGGGCCUGCAGCGGAGCCCUCAGCCCUGGCCGAGCGGGUCCCGCCGGGCGCGGGCCGCAGCCCACCCCGCCGCCCGCCGCCGCGGGCCCUGCCCAGGAGGGCCGGCGGCCGGCGGGGCGGCACGGCCGGAUUCAGGGCACCGAUCCCAUCUCCAAAGUCCUUCCAGCCUAAUGGAGCCAGCGAAGAAGCCCUGCGGUGUGAAAUCAAAGAGCUGAAACAGAAAGACCUUGCUCUAGACCAGGAAAUUGCACAAUUAUUGUCAGAGGGCUACAGCCUGGAGGAACUGGACAAGCACAUCUCUCUGCUCCAUGAGUACAAUGAAAUCAAAGAUGCUGGGCAGAUGCUCCUGGGCAAGCUAGCUGUUAUCCGAGGGGUCACUACUAAACAGCUCUAUCCUGAGUAUGACCUGGAGCUCAGUGACUAGUCCUGAACCUGGAGGCUGCCAUGUCCUGCAAAAGUGACUGUCACUGUGCCAUUACACAUUGGUGUCAUCCUGGUUUAGGAGAGACAGAAAGUGGAAAAGGAACCUUUGGAAAAGGGAUGUAGGAUUUUAGAUAAUUUCAUGUACUACUUGAUCAACAGGAUUUUUUUUUUUUUUAAGGUUGUAGUUCAGGUUGAUGUUGAGCCUCUUCCAUGGAGCCUUUGAUUCCCUACAGUAUCCAGGGGCUGUUUGUUUACUGAAUGGAUAGAGGAAGUGAGGGCAUACAAAUGUGCAAUGUAAUAGCUGCUUUGAAAGGAAAACCCUCAGAAGAAAGGAGGGAAGAAGGCAGAAAUUGUGGUGGUUUGGGGGUUUCUUUUGUUUUAUCAACAAAUCCAGAGAAGUCUGGGUGUUCUGCAUUUUUGUACUUAACUGCUCUGGUAUCUGGAGGUUUUGUAUCAUUUCUGUAGUAAAUGGCAAAAUAUAAAGUUGUGUUGACUGUUCACUCUGAAUAAAGCAGCCUUCACAUUUGUCAGUAAA
Messenger RNA from Taeniopygia guttata (zebra finch), 1245 nucleotides. Lineage: Eukaryota; Metazoa; Chordata; Aves; Passeriformes; Estrildidae. The record is from RefSeq and is a predicted model, not a curated record.